AUGUCUGCUGCUAGUGAAUCCAAAUAUUCUACUGAAGUGCUUUCCGAAUUAUUGAGCAAAUUACAAAUUGCUGAUAAUAAGGAUGAAGCUGCUUCCAACAUUUCCACUUUCUUAAACUCAUCUAUUGUUGAACACGAUGUUCCAGUUGAAUUUUUUGAAGAUUUGAAGAAGCAAAUUCAAUCUAAAGAUGCUAAAGUUGCUGUUGCUGCUUUAGAUGCUUACAAACAUAUUGCUUCAACCAAUGGUUUAAGUCCAUCUGUUGAACCAUAUGUUGUUGAUUUGGUUGGUGAAGUUGCCAGUAAAGCUGGUGACAAAAACAAGGAUGUCCAAACUGCUGCUUCUGGUGCUUUAUUGGCCAUUGCUUCUGCCAUCACCCCAACUGCUGUCAAAGCCAUUUUACCAAAAUUGAUUGACAACUUGACCAACACCAACAAAUGGACUGAAAAAGUUGCCAUCUUGAAAGCCAUUUCUCAAUUGGUUGACACUGCUAAAGCUCAAAUUGCCUUGAGAAUGCCUGAAUUGAUCCCAGUGUUGUCUGAAUCUAUGUGGGAUACCAAAAAGGAAGUCAAAGAAGCUGCUACUGCCACUAUGACCAAAUCCACUGAAACCAUUGACAAUAAAGAUAUUGAAAAAUUCAUUCCUCAAUUGAUUUCUUGUAUUGCCAAACCAACUGAAGUUCCAGAAACCGUCCACUUGUUGGGUGCUACCACUUUUGUUUCUGAAGUUACCAUGGCCACUUUGUCCAUCAUGGCUCCAUUGUUGUCUAGAGGUUUAGCUGAAAGAGACACUGCCAUCAAACGUAAAGCUGCUGUUAUUGUUGAUAACAUGUGUAAAUUGGUCGAAGAUCCACAAAUUGUUGCUCCAUUCAUGGACAAAUUGUUGCCAGGUUUGAAAAACAAUUUUGCUAACAUGGCUGAUCCAGAAGCUAGAGAAGUUACUCAAAGAGCUUUGAACACUUUAAGAAGAGUUGGUGCCGUUGGUGAAAACGAUUCUAUCCCAGAAGUCUCCACUGCUGGUGACAUUGAUGUUACUUUGAAUGAAUUCAACAAAUUGGUUGCUGACAAAAAGAUUGCCAAGAGAUUCGACGCUGCUUUGAACUAUAUUGCUGCUAUUGCUGGUGACUUGGUUGAUGAAAGAGAAAUUCAACCAGAAGCUUGGUUACAAAAUGUUUUGCCAUUUGCCACCAUCUUUUUGCACGAAAAAGAAGCUAAAGAAAUCAUUGAAGAAUUCAGAAAGAGAGCCAUUGACAACAUUCCACAACCACCAUCUUUUGAAGAUGAAGAAGAUGAAGGUGAAGAUUUAUGUAAUUGUGAAUUCUCUUUGGCUUAUGGUGCCAAGAUCUUGUUGAACAAGACCCAAUUCAGAUUAAAGAGAAACAGAAGAUAUGGUUUGUGUGGUCCAAAUGGUGCUGGUAAAUCUACUUUGAUGAGAGCUAUUGCCAACGGUCAAGUUGAAGGUUUCCCAACUCAAGAUGAAUGUAAAACCGUUUAUGUUGAACACGAUAUUGAUGGUACUCAUGCUGAAACCACUGUUGUUGAAUUCGUCAUUGAAGAUGGUGAAGUUGGUUUGACCAAAGAUGUUGUUGUUAACAAAUUGAGAGAAUUCGCUUUCACCGAUGAAAUGAUCAACAUGCCAAUUCAAUCCUUGUCUGGUGGUUGGAAAAUGAAAUUGGCUUUGGCUAGAGCUGUGUUGAAGAAUGCCGAUAUCUUGUUGUUGGAUGAACCAACUAACCAUUUGGAUACUGUCAAUGUUGCUUGGUUAGUCAACUACUUGAACACUUGUGGUAUUACUUCCAUUAUUGUUUCCCAUGAUUCCGGUUUCUUGGACAAAGUUACCCAAUACAUUAUCCAUUAUGAAGGUUUCAAAUUGAGAAAAUACAAAGGUAACUUGUCUGAAUUUGUUAAGAAAUGUCCAUCUGCUCAAUCUUAUUACGAAUUAGGUGCUUCUGAUUUGGAAUUCAGAUUCCCAGAACCAGGUUUCUUGGAAGGGGUUAAAACUAAACAAAAAGCUAUUGUUAAAGUUUCUAACAUGUCAUUCCAAUACCCAGGUACUUCUAAACCACAAAUUCAAGACAUUAACUUCCAAUGUUCCUUGUCAUCUAGAAUUGCUGUCAUUGGUCCAAAUGGUGCUGGUAAAUCCACUUUAAUCAAUGUUUUAACUGGUGAAUUAUUACCAACCACUGGUGAAGUUUACGUCCACGAAAAUUGUCGUAUUGCUUACAUUAAACAACAUGCUUUCGCUCAUAUUGAUAACCAUUUAGACAAAACUCCAUCUGAAUAUAUUCAAUGGAGAUUCCAAACUGGUGAAGAUAGAGAAACCAUGGAUAGAGCUUCUAGACAAAUCAAUGAAGAAGAUGAACAAAACAUGAACAAGAUCUUUAAAGUUGAAGGUACUCCAAGAAGAAUUGCUGGUAUUCACGCCAGAAGAAAGUUCAAGAACUCUUAUGAAUAUGAAAUUUCCUGGAUGUUGGGUGAAAACGUUGGUAUGAAGAAUGAAAGAUGGGUACCAAUGAUGUCUGUUGACAACACUUGGUUACCAAGAGGUGAAUUGAUGGAAACUCACGCCAAAUUGGUUGCUGAAGUUGAUAUGAAAGAAGCUUUGGCUUCUGGUCAAUUCAGACCAUUAACCAGAAAGGAAAUUGAAGAACAUUGUGCUAUGUUGGGUUUGGAUGCUGAAUUAGUCUCCCAUUCCAGAAUCAGAGGUUUAUCUGGUGGUCAAAAAGUCAAAUUGGUCUUGGCUGCUUGUACUUGGCAAAGACCUCAUUUGAUUGUUUUGGAUGAACCAACCAAUUAUUUGGAUAGAGACUCUUUGGGUGCUUUAUCUAAGGCUUUGAAAGCUUUCGAAGGGGGUAUUGUUAUCAUUACUCACUCUGCUGAAUUCACCAAAGAUUUGACUGAAGAAGUCUGGGCUGUUUUGGACGGUAGAAUGACUCCAUCUGGUCACAAUUGGGUUCAAGGUCAAGGUUCUGGUCCAAGAUUGGAAAAGAAAGAUGAUGAUGAAGAAGAUAAAUUCGAUGCUAUGGGUAACAAGAUUGCCGCUGCUAAAAAGAAGAAGAAGUUGUCUUCUGCUGAAUUGAGAAAGAAGAAGAAGGAAAGAAUGAAGAAGAAGAAGGAAUUGGGUGAUGCUUAUGUCUCAUCUGAUGAAGAAUUCUAA
Molecule: messenger RNA, 3153 nt
Organism: Candida dubliniensis CD36
Lineage: Eukaryota; Fungi; Ascomycota; Pichiomycetes; Serinales; Debaryomycetaceae
Gene: CEF3
Product: translation elongation factor EF-3
Exons: 1
Coding region: 1-3153 (1050 amino acids)
Molecular function (GO): ATP hydrolysis activity; ATP binding; translation elongation factor activity
Source: RefSeq, a predicted model, not a curated record